Messenger RNA from Mya arenaria, 4257 nucleotides. RefSeq names its product conoporin-Cn1-like. Lineage: Eukaryota; Metazoa; Mollusca; Bivalvia; Myida; Myidae. The transcript has 7 exons. Bases 30 to 794 code for a protein of 254 amino acids. The record is from RefSeq and is a predicted model, not a curated record.
CAGACCUGGGUCUGGAGAGAAGGGCUUCCAUGAUGAUAGAGGCUAUCGAGAGCGAAGGUGAUAUUCAGUAUGUUAUAGAUGAAGACCUGGGUCUGGAGAAAAAGACUUCCAUGAUGAUAGAGGCUAUCGAGAGCGAAGGUGAUAUUCAGGUAGCAGAGGUAAAAGAAACAGGUUUGGAACAAACCACUAAUCUUUUGGAACUGUCUAACCAACUAUCCGCAAUGGAUUACGACGAGCAGACUACUGAAAAAAUUAUUGACCAGCUAAUUCAAGACAACUAUAGGGUGACAUGCUUUUUUAACGUCCAAAACAGAACGGCUAACAUGAUUGAUGACGGCAGAAUCUGCUGUACGUGGGGCAACGUCGUUGUCCCCCCUACUUUAGCGGAUCCGUGGAAAAAUAACAUCGUAGCGACGCGUAAAGCAAUCCAUUGCGCCACAGGCACGUCUGGUACCCUGUCUUACAAAAUACACUCCGAUCCACCACGGCGAUUGGUGAUCAAGUGGGAAUGCCCAUUUAACUUUGACAUACACAGCAACAUGCUGGCCGUCGGGAUCUCGCAACAAACUGUUGAAUGCCAUGACAAUAAUUGGUACAAUACAAUGAAAACUGAAGGCACACAUACAGUUGACGAACAUUUCGGUUAUGAUCUGCACUAUUAUAUCAGUUCUGAUGUGAGACAGGUAUUCUACACUGACGGGAAAUACACCGUGUACGGAACGAUGUCAUCGUGCCAUAAGGCACAAGUUCUUAUAUGGCUGAAACGCAACCAACUACAAAUAAAAAGGAAUUAGUCCAAAUUCCUUUCGCCUUAUUCAGUACAUUUUGCGCAGAUGUGUUGCACUUGAGAGCAAAAAUUGAAGUAUCUCGUAAUAGAAAAAAUUAUAUAUUUGCCAACUGGUACAUGUAUCGAGCUUAUUUUCCUAAAUUUUUGUUGGUCAGUCUGGAGUAGUUAAAAAGUUAUCAUACUUUCAAUCGCAGUAGGGCAAUCUGUUGCGGACACUACACACAUACAUUGUUAUGCAUCUAUUUUUUUCAGCUGUAAUCAUUAACCAGCACUUUUAAUUGUCUAAUCCACUGAAGAAACUCAUUUGCCAAACAUAAAACCCAACUUGGUGGUAGUUUAUUGAUGGCUUGUGUAUAUUUUGUUUAUUUGGAUGUAAUUUACUUCUUGCGAAUUAUUUUAGUUGUUUGUCUACAUUUAUUUGUUUCUUUAAAAAGGAGGUAGGUAAACCUGGGCUGUUCAUGAUGUCAACUGUAAAGGUGUACUUAUAAAAACAAAACAAAACAUUUGAGGUGUUAAGCUAUGCAUUUAUUUGAAAUUAAAAGAAUAUCAAUACCACCAUUUUGUUGCGGACACUACAGUUUGAACUCCUAAAAUGUACUUGUUACAAAUGAAGUAAAAUAUGUAUUUGAGAGAUGUUUUUGUUAAAUUUUGUUAAAGUACAUUUAAACUCACAGCAAAUUUUAGACCUAUUUCAUGAGCUUUCAUUUGGUGUUUAUCAAUUUAUGCAUAUUGUAUCAUGAAAAGAUCGAAAUAUUUCUUUACAGAUUCAAAUUUAUAUGGCUUAAUUAUCGCAUCCUGUCCAAAGUGCUUCCUCCAGAGACAAUUCAAACACCUAUUUACCAAAUAGAAACAAAGUGGAGAAGGCAACUUUCAACAGUAAAACUGUAACAAAAGUAAUAGAAACAUACAUGCCAUGUUGCGGACACUACACAUUUGAACGCCUAAUGCUAAGUAACUUGUAACUUGAGUAAUAACAAUAUUUCUUGUACAUAACUUUUAUCUUUAUUUUAACAAGUUCAAAACACAUGUACUUACAUGCUUUAAUAACAAAAUUGAGAAAACAGUAAAGAAUAUUUUGUAGAGUAGAUUGUAGACACAAAUUUAAAGUAUUCCUUGAAAGAUUCAGUGUCAGUCUUUGUUGGUUUCUUUGUGUUAGGUUUUUUUCCACACAGGAAGUUGUUGAUAUACUUUCAGCGACUAGUGCUGCAUUGCAGCAGAUCUGGCAGAGGCAGCAUCUUUUAUUUCUUUCACUAACUUUUUUCACAUUUUUUGGCUUUAACAGAUAAAAUGUUGUUCGGCCAAUUUUCUUGUCUGGAUAUUUCUGCAAGAAGGCUUGAUGGGCUUCAGUUAUUGUUGCUUUCAUGAUAAACUUUGGCUGGCAUUCUUUUGUCACAUCUUUCUUAUUUGGAAUACAGCGGCUUACUUCUCCUGAAAAAAAAACCCUCUUUUACCACAGCUUUUGUUUCAGCUGUUAUCUUGCCUGCUUUUGCUGUUCUUACUCUGUUCCUCCACCAGCAUUUGUCUUUCAGUGUUUUUGACCAAACGCGAGUUUUGAAUUGUAUUCCUCUGUCUGCAGAUAGAGUUGGGAUCUCUAAUCAUAGAAGUUCUUGGGGUUUAACUAUAAGUUUAUUUUUAUUUGUUUUAUUGUUAAGUUUCCUUAAGUUAAUGCAUACAUUGAUGGGAUAAGAGUGAGGUUUGUGCACUGAAACUGGUUUAAAGCCCCAGUAAAUUUACAUUUUACUGACCGUUCCAAGGCAGUACCUAACAAUCCUUGAUAAACAUACCUAGUUUUUAUAUAUAUAUAGUAUGUAUGCACUGUGCUAUUUGUGGAGUUAUGUGCUGUUCUUUUAUGUUUCUUGUUUGUGAUCUUUUGUGUUUAUGUUCUAUGUCUUUGGCGUUAACCCAGUGCCAUUAAACCGUGUUUAUGUUUAAAAAAUUUGCUACUGAGCUUGUUUCUGUAGUUUUUCGCAUAAAUAUUCAUCUGAAAUGUCUUUUUCAGUUUAGUUGCACUUUCAUUCACAUUGUAGGCUAGUGUUUUCUCGAAUGGCAUGUUUCUUUUCCCUUUUUGUGUACUUUGACUUUGACCUACUGGUCUACUAUUUAGACUAGAUACAGUUUCCAAUACAGAUUCUCCAAUGGCAUCCAUUUCUCUUAAUUUUGAAGAAGUAAGAAUUCCUUUCUCUUUGAGUAGCUUAUUUGUUGAUGGUGAUGUAGCUAGUUUCUCUACCAGUCUUGCUCUUUUUGCCGGUGUGGUUGGUAAGGUCUCUUUGACUCGUUUCAAAGCACAGUGUUCAGACCACCUGGAUGUGAAGGGAAAUUUUGCACUACUGUUGUUUCCUUUACUCCAUAAAUGUUAGUGUUAUUUUGAGUUCCUACUUGAUUGUCCAAAUUGUUUUCAUUUUUAGAUUGAAGAUCAAUGUUGCUUUCAUUUUCAGUUAAUACAUUUCUAAUGGGUUCUCCUUGUUGUGUGCUACUUUCUUUAAGCUUUUAUCUCAAACGCCAAUUUGGUGUUCUUAACACUGCUCUCUGCUUUCUAUUUUCUGCUUGCUUCUCCUUUAGUGAUAUAACCAUCUUUUUGGCUGUACUGUUUUUGUUGUUAUUUAUUGUUUUAUGUGUUUUCUGUUGCUUCUUUUUUAGCCCUAUACCUUUGUAUUUCCUAAAAAAAAUUUAUCUUCAGUUCCCUUUUCAAUGUUUCAUUAUUACUAGCGUGUUCUUUAUGUUUCAACCGUUCACGUUUAUUUCUUUCUCUAUCUUUCUGUUUCAACUGUUCAUGUUUAUUUUUGUCUUGUUUUAACUUUGCAUGGCAUUUCCUACAUAUUUCAGUGCUAUAUUGGUUAAGUUUUCAUUUUUUGUUCUGCAACGAAAUGUAAAACAUGAUAAUAAGCACUAGACAGUUCCUGUAGUGUCCGCAACAAGCCCAGAAAACAAGAUACAGCUGUACAUAGUAUUAAUUGUUCUUAUAACAUAUUUUGCUGUUUUGAAAGGAAGUACUUAUGAAGCUUUUCACUACAGUACACUUUCAGAGUACAUAGCAUUUCCAAAAUAUUGUUCCAGGAUUAACAUACAAAAUAUUCAAUUUUUGCGUUAUGGGCCUGUCAAAUCAGCCUUAAAUUGUUUACUUCAUUCUGUUUGCUGUUUUAUGAUAAAAAUGAAUUGGUUCUAAAUAUUUACAGCAAAACAAAUGAUUAAUUAACACUGAAUUGUAUAGAAAUAUACAGUUGGACUUUGCGUUGCGGACACUACAGCGUUGCGGACAAAGACAUUUAUCUGCUGUAGCCUAAUUAUUCAAUGUAGGGAGAAGAUAUUUGGUAUUUUUGUUUGUGUGUUUAUGCCAUUGUUGAAGAACAGUAAGUGCCCUCUGUAAAUAAACUGUUAGAGUGUUGUCUACAGCCCUGUUGCGGACACUACACAUUUUGGAUGUUUGAACUGACCAGAAACAAGAAAACAGAACUUCAUUUUAUCAACCGCAA